AUGAAUGUUGAAAACCCCAGGGAAAUGAGAGAGGAAAAUGGGGUGGUGACAGAACUAAUGGUUGCAGGAGUAACACAGGAUGAGGUAGAGAAGGAACUGAAAAUGAAUAGGGGCAAAGUUUUAGGGACAGACAACAUUCCUAUAGAAGCAUGGAUAAGCCAAGAAGAAGCAGGGGUUGGAUACUUGACAUCCCUAUUCAACAAAGUCCUUGCAGGAGAGAGAAUGCCAGAUGAGUGGAGAAAGAGCCCACUGAUACCCAUUUGCAAGAACAAAGGAGACGCGCAGGAUUGCGGGAGAAGUACCAAAGAUACCAUCUUUGCGCUACGAAUGUUGAUGGAAAAGUACAGAGAGGGACAAAGGCAAUUUGUUUGUGUGUUCAUGGAUUUGGAGAAGGCAUAUGAUAGAGUACCGAGAGAGGCACUGUGUCACUACAUCAUUGAGUCAUCAAUAUCGGAAGUGUAUGUAAGGGAGGCACAAGAUAUGUAUAAUGAUUUUAUGACAGCAGUGAGAAGUGUAGUGGCUACCACAGAAGGGGUUGAGAUGGAAGUUGGUUUGCAGCAGGGUAGACUGUUGAAGUUAAGUGUUGAUUUCCAAGCGCAACAAGAAACUUUGAAUGUAUCAAUGGCGCCGCCCGAACGUAAACGCAACAAGCACCAGAAACAGCAUGGAAUUUCUCUUAAACGAAAACGGAAGGAAGACAUUGUUCGCUAA
Molecule: messenger RNA, 711 nt
Organism: Penaeus chinensis
Lineage: Eukaryota; Metazoa; Arthropoda; Malacostraca; Decapoda; Penaeidae
Exons: 4
Coding region: 1-711 (236 amino acids)
Source: RefSeq, a predicted model, not a curated record